AUGCGGUUAGUUUCCCUACUACCGCUGCUGGCCGUCGUGCUGGCUGCCACAGAGAGCGAGACCUCGUCCGACACCAAAACCACUCUCACCAACACCAAGAACAUCCUCACUCUGGACGGUACCAUCACGGCUCCCAUCAGCGAUGCUGGCACGCGCACCGGUCACUACAUCUCCUACUCCACCACCAAGACCCUGGCCACCGACCAUGGCGGCAUGGUGGGCUCGACGGCCCUCAGCGGUUCCGAGUCGGCCGUGACGACCGCCUCGCACACCGGCAAUGCCACUCACACGACGCCCUACGAGACCAUGACCCGGCUCGUGGGCAACAACACCUCCAAUGCGACGACCACCGGUCCCACCUCGUCCUCGUCCCCCGUCGUCAACACCCAGCCCUGCAAUGGCUACGCCGAGCUCUGCGCGCGCAACUACUCCAACAUCACCAUGGUGGCAGCCCAUAACAGUCCGUUCGUCAAACUGGGGAACGUCGCGGCGAAUCAGGCCUUGGAUGUCGAGGCUCAACUGAACGAUGGAAUCCGCAUGCUGCAAUUCCAAACCCACAUCGUCAACAACACCGUGAAACUCUGCCACACCAGCUGCGACCUGCUGGACAUGGGUCUGCUGGAAACCUACCUCAACACCGUCGCACGAUGGAUGAAGAGCCAUCCGUAUGACGUGGUCACGAUCCUGAUCGGGAACUACGACUACGCGCUACCCGGCAACUUCACCGAACCCAUCCGCAAAUCCGGCCUGCUGGACCUGGCCUACACCCCGCCCAAGAUCCCUAUGAGUCUGCACGACUGGCCCACGCUGUCCACCAUGAUCCUGUCGGGCAAACGCGCCGUCCUGUUCAUGGACUACAUGGCCAACCAGACUGCCUACCCAUGGUUGAUGGACGAGUUCACGCAGAUGUGGGAGACGCCGUUCUCGCCGACGGAUCGCAAUUUCCCCUGCACGGUGCAGCGCCCGCCCGGUCUGCAUCCGCCCGACAUUCGCAAUCGCAUGUACCUGGCCAACCACAAUCUCAACCUGGAUCUGAACUUUGCCAAUCUGAACCUGUUGAUUCCCAACACGGCGCAGCUGAACCAGACGAACGCCGUGGACGGAUUUGGCAGUCUAGGCUGGAUGGCCAACAAUUGUACCAGGGACCACGGCCGACCUCCCAACUUCCUCCUUGUUGACUAUUACAACUAUGGCCAGGUGAACGGGUCCGUCUUCGAGGUCGCCGCCGACAUGAACAACGUCACGUACAAUGGCAAAUGCUGCGGUACGACGUCGUCCGGGACGAGUUUCGCGCCGCACGGCAUGGUGAUGUCAGCGGUGCUGAUUGCAGGCGUGCAGUAUUUGAUUUCGAUAUUCUAA
Messenger RNA from Aspergillus affinis, 1359 nucleotides. RefSeq names its product PI-PLC domain-containing protein. The transcript has 3 exons. The record is from RefSeq and is a predicted model, not a curated record. Gene Ontology annotation, biological process: lipid metabolic process. Gene Ontology annotation, molecular function: phosphoric diester hydrolase activity. NCBI's taxonomy places the organism in Eukaryota, Fungi, Ascomycota, Eurotiomycetes, Eurotiales, Aspergillaceae. The coding region runs from base 1 to 1359 and encodes 452 amino acids.